Molecule: messenger RNA, 387 nt
Organism: Punica granatum (pomegranate)
Lineage: Eukaryota; Viridiplantae; Streptophyta; Magnoliopsida; Myrtales; Lythraceae
Source: RefSeq, a predicted model, not a curated record
AUGGCACCGGAGUGGGUUUACAACCUAUCAAUCACGUCCAAGGUUGAUGUGUACAGCUAUGGGAUUGUACUGCUAGAGAUGGUCACAGGGCGGAGCCCUGGGGGAGGUGUGCUAGAUACCAGCGCUGGAGGCGAGACAGAGAACCGAGGGCUGACUUCUUGGGUGAAACAAAAGAUGAGCGGAGAAGUUCCAACGGCGACAAGGAUCGAAGAGAUCGUUGAUCACUCCAUAGAAGGUGGAUAUGAUGUGAAGAAGGUCGAGGUUCUGGUCGCAGUGGCCCUUCAACCAGGCCUUAUUGGUCGCAGAAUUAAUCUUUGCACCCGGUGUCCUUAUUGGAGCAUAUUGAGUCCGGAAUUCCUUAUCAACCAAGCAGCACCUGCUGGUUGA